ACAUGGCAUCAAAAGCCUUUUACGUUGCACCAAUGCUUCUAUUGGGAAUUUUAAUUCUCUUUGUUUCUACUUUUGCGAGUGCAAGCAGCCGUAUCAGCUAUGAAGAAGGCAUUCAGAAGCCUAACAGUGUUGUGGUGAAGGGUAGCGUAUUUUGUGAAACCCAACUAUCAGAAAACGCCUACUUCUUAUCUGGUGCCUUGGUUGCCGUGGAGUGCAGCAUCAGCAGUAACAGGAAAUGGAAGACCACCAGUGAAAUGGUUUCAGUUGAAGGAGAAACUAAUGAAGAUGGAGAGUUCAGGGUUGAAAUUCCCAUUAUACACAAUCUUAACCCUGGGAGAUCAUGUUCGGUUAGACUUGUCAGCAGCCCCCAUGAAUCAUGCAACAUCCCCUCAAUCAGUGAAUCAACCCAGCUCAUUCUAAUAUCCUCAGAUUCUAGUGGAAUUCAGACCUAUGCUUCUACUCCAUUAUCAUAUAGUCCAUCCCAACAAGUCAUCAUUACAUCUAUCCCUCACCGUCGGGUCUUGCAACUUCCUAGCAUUCCCCCACUACCUAAGGUUUCUCUUCCCCCUCUUCCUAGCAUCCCUCCUCUACCCAAAUUAAGUGUUCCUCCACUACCUAGUAAUCCAAAUGUUGUUGCCCCUCCUCUUCCUAAGUUAAGCUUUCCUCCUUUACCAAAUGCACCUUCUUUUCCUAAGUUGAGUGUUCCUCCCUUACCAAGUGUGCCCACUCUUCCAAAGUUGAGUGUUCCUCCCCUUCCUAGUGUAUCCCCUCUUCCCAAAUUAAGUGUCCCUCCUCUCCCUAGUACACCUCUACCAAAUUUGAGCGUUCCUCCUCUCAGUAUUCCUAAUCCUCCACCUGUACCAAAAAUUAGUUUUCCCCCUCUCCCUCCUUUCACACAACCUCCACUUCCUUCCUUUAACUUUCCACCCUUUCCCUUUUUCACCCCACCUCCACCUUCUAAUUAAGAUAAGGUCAAACUAUUCUCAUUCCCAUUCCCAUUCCAUUCCCAUGAACACAUAUCUAUUAUACUUUGAUGUGACUAGCACAUAGUUUAUAUGUUUUGUUUGAAAGAUUGGCAUGGCAUUCAUUGUAUUUCAUUAUGUAUUUUUCAUAAUUUUGUGUGAUAUACUCUAGCAUUCAUUUAUUAUGUUGGUUCUUAUAUGGAUUGUAAAUCUUUUGACAAAUAUUAAUAAUAGUUUCAUGUGUCUUAUGUUGGAAACAAAAUAUUUGACCAUGCUUUUUUCA
Messenger RNA from Cryptomeria japonica (Japanese cedar), 1245 nucleotides. RefSeq names its product extensin. The record is from RefSeq and is a predicted model, not a curated record. The transcript is spliced from 2 exons. Lineage: Eukaryota; Viridiplantae; Streptophyta; Pinopsida; Cupressales; Cupressaceae. Bases 3 to 965 code for a protein of 320 amino acids.